AGUGGCUCACUUACCCACUGGACACUGCAUGGCUGUAAGGCUUUUAAGAUGAAUAUGAAUAAACUUUACACGGGGAAUCCAUUGUUCCCUCUCCUUUUCUCUCCCUACUUUCAUUCUCUGCCUUAGCUAUUCAGAUUCUUGAGAUUUCAUUUACCCCCCCCCACAUUCUCUCUCUUCCUUCCUUGUGGCUUAUAUAAAAAAAGAAAGAAAAUAAAGACUCAUACUUCACAAAACCAAUCUGCAAAUAUUGAAUUUUGGGAUUACAAAUAGGACACGAUUUUUCUGAGGAAAACAUCUGGUGCUGGUAGAUAUUUUUGGUGUCGAAAGUUUGUUUCUAGAGUGAUCGCAUGCCUGGGAACAAGUACUUCAGUAGUCCAAACCAAGUCGGUAGUUCAAACCACAUUCCAGGUCGUGUAGAGCGGCUUUUGAGAGAUAGAGAGCAAAGGAAAAACAACAGGACUUGUCAUUCGAAUGAAUUAAAUGAUAAUAUCAGCAGGUUGAGUGAAUCAUUUGAGCAUGAAUUGCGGUUAAGAGAAGGCGAGAACGGGCAUGCUCGCCAAUACUUGGAAGGUCCUGAAAACGAAAGGUUGCAUCAGGAGGGACGUGAAAGGAUAGAUGGGAGGCCGUGUAGACAACGACUGUUGGUGGUGGCUAACAGGCUGCCAGUAUCUGCAGUUAGGAGAGGUGAAGACUCGUGGUCAUUGGAGAUAAGUGCUGGUGGUCUGGUCAGUGCACUUCUUGGUGUGAAGGAGUUUGAGGCACGAUGGAUUGGUUGGGCUGGUGUGAAUGUGCCAGAUGAGGUUGGACAGAAGGCGCUUACGAAGGCCUUGGCUGAAAAGAGGUGUAUUCCUGUAUUCCUUGAUGAAGAGAUUGUUCACCAAUAUUAUAAUGGCUAUUGCAACAACAUUUUAUGGCCUCUUUUUCAUUACCUUGGCCUUCCACAAGAAGAUCGCCUUGCCACUACCCGAAGCUUCCAGUCUCAAUUUGCUGCAUAUAAGAAGGCAAAUCAAAUGUUUGCUGAUGUGGUAAACAAGCACUAUGAAGAGGGUGAUGUUGUUUGGUGCCAUGAUUACCAUCUCAUGUUUCUCCCAAAAUGCUUAAAGGAAUAUAACAUCAAAAUGAAAGUUGGUUGGUUUCUUCACACCCCAUUUCCCUCUUCCGAAAUUCAUAGGACACUGCCAUCUCGGUCAGAGCUCCUGCGUUCUGUUCUUGCUGCUGAUUUAGUUGGUUUUCACACCUACGAUUAUGCGAGGCAUUUUGUUAGUGCUUGUACUCGUAUUCUUGGACUUGAGGGUACACCUGAGGGAGUUGAGGAUCAAGGGAGGCUGACUCGAGUGGCUGCUUUUCCAAUUGGGAUAGAUUCAGAUAGGUUUAUACAUGCACUUGAGGCCGGUCCGGUCCAGGAUAACAUCAGAGAAUUAGCAGAAAGAUUUAAAGGCCGAAAGGUAAUGUUAGGUGUUGAUCGUCUUGAUAUGAUCAAAGGGAUUCCUCAAAAGAUAUUAGCCUUUGAAAAAUUUCUUGAGGAAAACCCAGAUUGGCGUGAUAAAGUAGUGUUGCUGCAAAUUGCUGUGCCAACGAGAACAGAUGUUCCAGAGUAUCAAAAACUUACAAGCCAGGUUCAUGAAAUAGUUGGACGCAUAAAUGGCAGAUUUGGAACGUUGUCAGCAGUUCCCAUACAUCACCUGGAUCGUUCUUUGGACUUUCAUGCAUUAUGUGCUCUGUAUGCUAUUACAGAUGUAGCACUAGUCACAUCUUUAAGGGAUGGAAUGAACCUUGUCAGCUAUGAGUUUGUGGCUUGCCAAGAUACAAAGAAAGGGGUUCUUAUUCUUAGUGAAUUUGCUGGCGCUGCACAAUCUCUGGGUGCUGGGGCAAUACUAGUGAACCCCUGGAACAUUACGGAAGUUGCAGCUUCUAUUGCCCAAGCUUUGAAUAUGCCAGCUGAAGAAAGAGAGAAGCGACAUAAACAUAACUUUGCACAUGUGACCAGCCACACUGCUCAAGAAUGGGCUGAAACUUUUGUGAGUGAACUAAACGAUACUGUGGUAGAGGCAAAACUAAGGACACGACAAGUUCCACCUUUUCUACCAAACAAGGAUGCAAUCAAUCAUUAUUUACAAUCUAAUAAUCGAUUGCUUAUAUUGGGAUUCAAUGCAACAUUAACUGAACCAGUGGACACUCCUGGGAGGAGAGGUGAUCAAAUUAAAGAAAUGGAUCUUAAAGUGCAUCCAGGUCUAAAAGAAUCCUUGAAGGUGCUUUGCAGUGAUCCAAAUACAACAAUUGUUGUACUCAGUGGGAGUGAAAGAAGUGUCUUAGAUGAGAACUUUGGAGAGUAUGACAUGUGGUUGGCAGCAGAGCAUGGGAUGUUUCUACGCCUUACAAAGGGGGAAUGGAUGACAACAAUGCCAGAGCAUUUGAAUAUGGAAUGGGUUGACAGUGUCAUGCAUGUAUUGGAAUACUUCACGGAAAGAACUCCCCGAUCACAUUUUGAACGUCGUGCAACUUCACUUGUAUGGAAUUACAAAUAUGCAGAUGUUGAGUUUGGAAGACUUCAAGCAAGGGAUAUGCUGCAGCAUCUCUGGACAGGCCCAAUUUCAAAUGCAUCUGUUGAUGUUGUUCAAGGUGGCCGAUCUGUUGAGGUGCGAGCAGUGGGUGUCACAAAGGGUGCAGCAAUUGACCGCAUUCUUGGAGAGAUAGUUCACAGUAAAUCCAUGACAACACCAAUAGACUAUGUCCUGUGUAUCGGACAUUUUCUGACAAAGGAUGAAGAUGUGUACACCUUUUUUGAGCCAGAGCUUCCUUCUGAUGCCAUUGCAAGAACCAAGGCAAAUGAUGGACUCAAGCUACCUGGUGAGAGAAGAUCUUCUUUGAAGCUUCCAGCCAACAGAAGUGGGUCAAAAUCAUCUUCAUCUCAAAGACAGACUCAACGACCUUUGCUGAAUCCUGACAAGAGAAUUACCAAUCAUACCUGUGGGAGUGGGCGGCGGCCAUCACCAGAAAAGGUUUCAUGGAAUGUGCUUGAUCUAAAGGGAGAGAACUAUUUCUCUUGUGCUGUGGGACGAGCUCGUACAAAUGCUCGAUAUACACUUGGAUCAUCAGAUGAUGUUGUCUCCUUUCUGAAAGAACUGGCUGAUGCAUCUUAAUUUGUAAGGUUCAUUAAGUUGAGCAAUGCUAUGCUUUCCUAUCUUGUAGUGCAUCCGCUUCAAAAUUCAACGCCCAACUUAGUUAGGCAAUGAGAAGGUUCAUUGACGAUAA
Messenger RNA from Quercus robur (English oak), 3252 nucleotides. Its product is annotated as alpha,alpha-trehalose-phosphate synthase [UDP-forming] 1-like. Gene Ontology annotation, cellular component: cytosol. Bases 348 to 3140 code for a protein of 930 amino acids. Gene Ontology annotation, biological process: trehalose biosynthetic process. The transcript is spliced from 18 exons. Lineage: Eukaryota; Viridiplantae; Streptophyta; Magnoliopsida; Fagales; Fagaceae. The record is from RefSeq and is a predicted model, not a curated record. Gene Ontology annotation, molecular function: alpha,alpha-trehalose-phosphate synthase (UDP-forming) activity.